Messenger RNA from Pteropus alecto (black flying fox), 4202 nucleotides. RefSeq names its product protein O-fucosyltransferase 1 (gene POFUT1). Gene Ontology annotation, molecular function: peptide-O-fucosyltransferase activity. Gene Ontology annotation, cellular component: endoplasmic reticulum. The record is from RefSeq and is a predicted model, not a curated record. The transcript is spliced from 7 exons. Lineage: Eukaryota; Metazoa; Chordata; Mammalia; Chiroptera; Pteropodidae. Gene Ontology annotation, biological process: protein O-linked glycosylation via fucose; Notch signaling pathway; regulation of Notch signaling pathway. The coding region runs from base 49 to 1224 and encodes 391 amino acids.
UUUCCUCCCCGCCUCCGCGCUGCUGCGCGCUGGGGCUCUGGAGCCGACAUGGGCGCCGCCGCGUGGGCAUCGCGACCCAUGGCGCUGCGUGCGUCUCUUCUUUUUCUCCUUCUGCCGCUCCCCGGGCUGCCCGCGGGCUCCUGGGACCCGGCCGGUUACCUGCUCUACUGCCCAUGCAUGGGGCGUUUUGGGAACCAGGCUGAUCACUUCUUGGGCUCCCUGGCGUUUGCAAAGCUGUUGAACCGCACCCUGGCUGUACCUCCUUGGAUUGAGUAUCAGCAUCACAAGCCUCCUUUCACCAAUCUCCAUGUGUCCUACCAGAAGUACUUCAAGCUGGAGCCCCUCCAGGCCUACCAUCGGGUCAUCAGCCUGGAGGACUUCAUGGAGAAUCUGGCACCCACCCACUGGCCCCCUGAGAGGCGAGUUGCAUACUGCUUUGAAGUGGCGGCCCAGCGAAGCUCUGAUAAGAAGACGUGCCCCAUGAAGGAAGGAAACCCCUUUGGCCCGUUUUGGGAUCAGUUUCAUGUGAGUUUCAACAAGUCUGAGCUUUUUGCAGGCAUUUCCUUCAGCGCCUCCUACAAAGACCAGUGGAUCCAGAGAUUUUCUCCUAAGGAGCAUCCAGUUCUGGCCUUGCCAGGGGCCCCAGCCCAGUUCCCUGUCCUGGAGGAGCAUAGGCCACUGCAGAAGUACAUGGUAUGGUCGGACGAGAUGGUGAAGGCAGGAGAGGCCCAGAUCCGCGCCCACCUCAUCCGGCCCUAUGUGGGCAUUCACCUGCGCAUUGGCUCCGACUGGAAGAACGCCUGCGCCAUGCUGAAGGACGGGACUGCGGGCUCCCACUUCAUGGCCUCUCCGCAGUGUGUGGGCUACAGCCGCAGCACAGCGGCCCCCCUCACCAUGUCUAUGUGCCUGCCCGACCUGAAGGAAAUCAAGCGGGCUGUGAAGCUCUGGGUGAGGGCGCUCAACGCCCAGUCAGUCUACAUCGCCACGGAUUCAGAGAGUUAUGUGCCCGAGAUCCAGCACCUGUUCGAGGGGAAGGUGAAGGUGGUGAGCCUGAAGCCUGAGGUGGCCCAGAUCGACUUGUACAUCCUCGGCCAAGCCGACCACUUUAUUGGCAACUGUGUCUCCUCCUUCACGGCCUUCGUGAAGAGAGAACGAGACCUCCAGGGGAGGCUAUCCUCUUUCUUCGGCAUGGACAGGCCCCCACAGCUACGGGAUGAGUUCUGAUCCUGGCUGAGCACAUCACCAGUCUGAGCUGGUCUCUGCAGCCAGGCCUGGCAGCCAGAGUUGCUCUCAGGAUUGAUCCCCAAAGAACAAGCUCUUUUCACCUGCCAAGGACAGAGAAAAGUAUCAGGGACUUCCUAGAAGAGGAAGAUAAUCUAUCUCCCAGGGCACGGGACUUCUAAGCUCCUAAGAGCCGGACCAUCUUCCCUCCUCAUAUGAUUCUGGCUAUUCCUCCUGGGAAUUCCUCACACCAGCAAAGCAGUCCAGCUUCUGUCUUUUGGUCUACCCUGCUCUGAGCAGCCUGGGAUGCUGAACUCUCUUCAGAGAGAUUUUUUACAUAUGUGUGUGUGUGUGUGUGUGUAUGCACACACAUGCAUACACACACACACGUAUAUAUAUAUACAUAUAUAUUUAUAGUUUUGAUACAAGGUCAUGACUACCCUAGAACUCUCCCUCAUUUAAAAAAAAUCAGUGAGGUUCAUUAACGUAGAUACCUGAAGUGACCUUAACUAAAUGUAGAUAAGGCCCAGAAGUGGGUUGGGGGUAUUCACCACUUUUCCAUAUGACCCUCAAAGUGACCCUCAGACUCAUCCCCACUUCCUGGGCCAUUUCCAGGGUUUGGGGCAUGAGUAUUGUCCUCUGUUGUAAACACUAUGCAAAUAGAAGUUCUCAGUCAUGGUGCCCUCCAGUGCUCUGCAGACGGCUAAGUGCUCACACAGCACAUUCCUGGCGAGGAGCACACACCAUCAAGCCCGACUCUGGCAUCUUGGCAUUGCUCUUCAUCAGUUUUUUGGUAGUUGGUGGCCUGCCACAAACCUGGCACCAUCACCAGGGGCCAGAGCUUACUGGCCUGCUGGGAUCCUUCUGAAGGCUUCCAUCUCUUCUGAUCUCUUGCCCUGGGGCCUGGUUGUAGGAUUUUGCCAUUAAGUUGGUAUCCAAGGCCUGUCCUCCCAGCCUUUCUCCCAUAGCUGGAGACAUCAGAUCAUGUGGAAAAAGGUAGUGUUUGCUAAGCCUCUGACCAGACAGAAGAUGCCCCAGAUCCAAGAGCCAUUGGAGUCUCAGUUUAGAACCAAACUUUGUCCCUUCCUAUCUAAUAUAAUUUCUGCCAAUGCCAUGGGGCUUAAAGUGUUAUAAUCUUAAAUUGCUUUGUCUCUCAGAUACUGCAGUUGUAAUAAUCCCUAACUCCUGAGAGUCUGAGUUUUUGACCUCGUGGUUCUAAAAUUCAGGUCUAACACCUGCUGAUCUCUCACCAUCAUGUGACCUCUCUGGGUCUUUGAUCCUGGAAAGGUGAAGAAGCCUGAUGAGAGCCAGGCCCAGGGCUCCACGCAGGAGCUUCUCUUGUGGAUUACCUUUGAGAAGGAAUUCUUUUUUUGUCAAGGCAGACUGGGUCAGAGGUUGCAGGACAACAAGGGUCUCAAAGACCAAAAGUGGCAUUUGCUGCUUAGGGCUGCUGCCCAACUCUAAGCGGGAGAAACUACAGAAAGGGCUUUUGUAUUUGUCCUCUUAGGAAAACAGUGAAAUGUUUUAAAUCCUGGGUGCACUCUGGGAGAUGCUUUAUCUGUUCAGACUUGUUCACGAGCCUCAUUCAAAGACCUGGAGCCCAUGCCCCCCUGCCUCUGUCAGCUGGUUGGGAAAGCAUGGCUCACUGGCUAAUUUUAUUUGCUGUUCACAGCCUCACACUAGGCACAUGCUUUAGAGUUUGGGCUCUAAAGGACCAUCCAAAUCAUCUUGAUUAGUUUCAGCAGUAAUAAUAGCUUGUGUUUCUAGAGGAGAGAGGGUCAGAGUUGUAGUCAGAUUCUGUGUGUUCUGUAGGCAGGCACUUUAUUCCUCUUUGACCCAGUUUCCUCACCAAUAAAAUGGUGAUAAAACCAGCAGGGUUGUUGAAAGGCUCAAGUCAGAUAAAACAUGUACAAGAGCACAUUGUAAACUUGAAAGAGACAAAGGCACAUCUGUGGCUGUUGAUUAAUUUGACUGCCUCUUGCUACACACCUUCUCUGUGCCAGGCACUGUGGUUGUUAAGUGAUUUAUGGGCAUUCUCUGGUUUAGUCCCCACGCCAGCCCUGGGAAGUGGGAACUGUUAUUAUCUUCUUUCUACACAAGGAAAAUUUAAUGCUCAGAUAAUUCUCGUAAUUUUCCCAAGGCCACACAGCUGGUGACAGUAAGCCAGGAUUUGACCUUCCAAAGCCAGUACUAAUAGCCACCUUGCUCUCCUGCCUCCAGUCCACAGGUAUUCUCAAGGAAUUUGCAUUCUAGUAAGUAGAAGACACAAAUGUACCUGGAGGUGUUAGGUGCUAUAAAGGAAAAGAAAGGUCAUGGGGAGGAUACAGAGGAGAAGCAGUGCUGUUUUAGAUAAGAAUCUCAAGGCCUCUGAAGAGCUGCCAGGGAGGAGGGAGGGACAUGUACUUAGGUGUCUGGAGGAAGCACAUUCUCAGCAGAGGAAACAGCAAGUGCAAAGGCCCUGAAGCUGGAGUGAGUGAGUGAAGAAUAGCAAGGCGUCCUUCUGGCCAUAGUGGCAGAACCUAGGCAGGGAAUAGAGCAGUAGAUCAGAGCAGGGUCCUACAGCCUGGAGGGCAGCAGUGAGACUUGGCUUACAUAUGGAGUGAUAGGAAAGCCUUUGUAGGGUCUGAACAGAGGGGAGUCAUGGUCAGAUUUACAUUUUUGAAGGAACUCUCUGGCUUCCAUGUGCAGUAGAGGGGAGGGAGGGAAAGUGGAAGUAGGGAAACCAAUGAGGCUGUUGCAGGGAUGCAGGUGAGAAAGACUACAGGGCAUCAGGCAAAGGUGGUUGCAUUAUAGGUGAUGGGAAGUGGUCAGAUGCUGGAUAUAUAAAAUUAUUUUUAAAUCUCAAUCUUUUUUUAAGAUAUGUCUACAUAGUUUAAAUCAUGCAAUAUAUACAAUUUAAUGUCCUGUUUUUCACUUGAUAGUAUAUCAUAUUUUCCAGGUCAAUAUGUGGCUUGAAUAAACACUUUUAAUAUAAAAUUUCA